Molecule: messenger RNA, 11259 nt
Organism: Zootoca vivipara (common lizard)
Lineage: Eukaryota; Metazoa; Chordata; Lepidosauria; Squamata; Lacertidae
Gene: NAV3
Product: neuron navigator 3
Biological process (GO): nervous system development; neurogenesis
Molecular function (GO): ATP binding; ATP hydrolysis activity; protein binding
Source: RefSeq, a predicted model, not a curated record
GACUGUCCUUCCACUUCCUGGCUCCGGCAGCCGGGAGAAGAUCUGAUCGCCCCGCCGAGUCCUCGGGGGAGAGAGAGAGGAAGGCAGAGGAAGGAAGGGGGCAGGCGGCGCGACUCCUCCAGACAGUGGGGGAAGAGAGAGAGGCAGCCACACAGCCGGGGGUACCUUUUGGCUCCGGUUUCUCGGCUGCCCUGGGAUCGGUAGCCUUCGCGGCAUGUGCAAGAGAAGGAUGGAGGUGGCUGGUUUCUAAACCACCCUGAAGACUAUUUCCAUAGUAACCUGCCGAAGUGGUGCAAUUUGAGCGAACUGAGGCUUUCUCUCCGCACUUCCAGGAUGAUAUCUGACAGAUUCACAGACAGGAUGUAACCUUUAAAAAUGGAAGCUUGUAUAGGAAGCAACAGAUAGCACUUGGAGCUUAAAGAAGUGGAUGAACAUUUCUCUUUGGAUGUAUUGUCUUUUAAGAACGAUAUGUUGAUUCAGAAGGUCCGAAGAGAGAAUCGUGAAAUUUAUUUCCUCUACUCAGUCACUGGAUUUUUAAACCAUUCCUUGGGAGUGGUGAAUUUCCACUAAGGUGUGUGAUGGAAAAAGCAGUGCAUCUCUGUGUCUGUAACCCAUACGUUGUGGAUUAGUUUGCUGUUCCAAGGUACAAAUUCCAUUUUGAGGGACAAGGAACUGAUGUGAUGGAUUUACCUUCAGAAAUGAGCAGGCAUGGAAGGAAUCCGCUCAGCCACAAGCUAGAAGAUCAGAAAAAGAUCUACACUGACUGGGCAAAUCACUAUCUAGCAAAAUCUGGCCACAAGCGGCUGAUCAAGGACUUGCAACAGGACAUUGCAGAUGGAGUUCUGCUAGCAGAAAUCAUCCAGAUCAUUGCAAAUGAAAAGGUUGAAGAUAUCAAUGGCUGUCCUCGAAGCCAGUCUCAAAUGAUUGAGAAUGUUGAUGCCUGCCUUAACUUUCUGGCAGCCAGAGGAGUAAAUGUCCAAGGUCUUUCUGCGGAAGAAAUAAGGAAUGGAAAUUUGAAAGCCAUUUUAGGGCUGUUUUUCAGUUUGUCUCGUUAUAAACAGCAGCAACACCAACAGCAACAGUACUAUCAGUCUUUGGUAGAGCUACAGCAACACGUCUCUCAUUCUCCACCUCCUGCUGAUAUUGGCCAGCCCAAAACACAGCAAGAUAUGCAGUCCAGUCUGACAGCCAGAUAUGCAACUCAGUCUAAUCACAGUGGAAUUGCAACCAGUCAAAAAAAGCCUUCUAGGCUUCCCGGACCCUCAAGGGUGCCAGCUGCAGGCAGCAGUACCAAAGUCCAGGGAGCCUCAAAUUUAAAUCGGAGAAGUCAGAGCUUUAAUAGCAUUGACAAAAACAAGCCUCCACAAUAUGCAAAUGGAAAUGAAAAAGAAUCACCCAAAGGUCCUCAUCCAUCUGCAGGCAUGAAUGGAAAUGUACAGCAUCCCACCAGCACUGGGCAGCAGCUGGUCUCUGCCAUCCCCUCUCCAAGUGCCAGCAAGCCUUGGCGCAGCAAAUCCAUGAAUGUCAAACACAGUGCCACCUCUACCAUGCUGUCUGUCAAACAGCCCAGUCCCGCAACCUCUCCUACGCCACCUUCAGAUAGGCUUAAGCCACCCCUUUCUGAAGGGCCCAAAACUCCUUCAUCUGGGCAGAAAUCCAUGUUAGAGAAAUUCAAGUUGGUUAAUGCUAGGACUGUCUUGCGGCCUCCCUUGUCAUCCAGUUCAGGUCCCAGCGACAGCGGGAGAGACGAAGAAGGCUUUUUAGACUGUGGCGAAAUGGAUGGCUUCAGUGGUGGCCUCAACAGUGGUGGCUCCACCAGCAGCAACAGCCCUAAAAUAUCACCUAAACUAACCCCUCCAAAAGCUGGAAGCAAAAAUCUCAGCAAUAAAAAGUCUUUGCUACAGCCAAAGGACAAAGAGGAAAAGAGCAGGGACAAAAACAAAGUUUGCACUGAGAAGGCGGUGAAGGAAGAGAAGGACCAGGCCACGGAGACACCUGCAAAAAAGACCUCAAAAAUUGCAAGCCUGAUCCCCAAGGGGAACAAGGCUGUGUCAGCCAAGAAGGAAAGUCUAAUACCUUCAUCUAGUGGUAUACCAAAACCUGGAUCAAAAGUACCGACAUCAAAGCAAAGUACUUCAUCUGCAUGUUCAGGAAGUAAAGAGGCGGAAAAAUUGAGGAGUGCAAAGGGUAACCAACCCCAGUCAACAUCAAAAUUGCAAGGUAAUGAGAAAGCAUACAGUCCUUCUGGUCUUCCCUCUUCUGAAGGAAAGGAAUUGAGUACGGCUCUUACCCCUAGUUCAUCUGCUGCUCUUUCCAUUGCUGCAACUAGUGGCCAAGCACCAGGAAGCAGCAUUGUGCAACUUCCUCAGCAACAGCAAUACAGCCACCCAAAUACAGCCACAGUAGCACCAUUUAUUUAUAGAACUCAUUCAGAAAAUGACAGUACCUCUCUCCCACCUGCUGACUUCUGCAUCAGUCCUACAAAAAUGGAUUUGGCAUAUAGUAAAACUGCAAAACAAUGCCUAGAGGAAAUAUCUGGGGAAGAUCCUGAAGCUAGAAGAAUGAGAACUGUAAAGAAUAUAGCAGAUCUGAGGCAGAACUUGGAAGAAACUAUGUCGAGCCUUAGGGGAACUCAAAUAAGCCACAGCACAUUGGAGACAACAUUUGACAGUACUGUGACAACCGAAGUGAAUGGGCGAAGUAUCCCAGGCUUGACAAGCCGAUCCUCUCCAGUGACCUGGAGGCUUGGACAAACUAGUCCUCGUCUCCAGGCAGGCGAUGCUCCUUCCCUGGGUGGAGGGUACCCUCGCAGUGGUGCUAGUCGCUUUAUCCACACUGACCCUUCUCGAUUCAUGUAUACCACGCCUCUUCGCCGUGCAGCUGUUUCUCGCCUUGGGAACAUGCCCCAGAUAGACAUGAGUGAAAAAGGAAGUAGUGAUCUGGACAUUUCCUCUGAUGUUGAUGUUGGAGGAUACAUGAGUGAUGGGGACAUUCUUGGGAAGAGCCUCUGUGCUGAUGACAUCAACAGCGGUUACAUGACAGAUGGAGGACUCAACCUGUAUACAAGAAGCUUGAACCGAAUUCCAGACAUAGCAGCCUCCCGAGAUGUUAUUCAAAGAGGGGUUCAUGAUGCGACGGUGGAUGCAGACAGCUGGGAUGACAGCAGUUCGGUUAGCAGCGGCCUCAGUGAUACUUUGGAUAACAUCAGCACAGAUGACCUGAACACAACAUCACCGGUCAGCUCUUAUUCCAAUAUUACUGCCUCUUCAAGAAAGAAUGCACAUACCCAUCUGAAGACUGAUUCAGAGAAACGUUCAGUAACAGAUGGCGAACCGUGGGGCAGCAGUGAGGAACUGAAGAAACCAGAGGAAGAUUUUGACAGCAACAUUGAUGGCAGUGGCAAAUGGAAGGGCCAUCCCUCUGGAGCUCUUGAAGAUGCUGAGAAGGGGGGCCAGAAAACCUCUCUGUCUGUCUCUCAGACUGGCUCCUGGAGAAGAGGCAUGACCGCACAAGUAGGAGCAGCGCCAUCCAGGCACAAAACAGGAACAAGCACUCUCAAGACGCCUGGAAAAACAGAUGAUGCAAAGGCUUCAGAAAAAGGAAAAACUCCCCUCAAAGGAGCUUCUAUCCAGCGCUCACCUUCAGAUGCAGGGAAAAGCAGUGGCGAUGAGGGGAAAAAGCCACCCUCAGGCAUUGGCCGAUCAACAGCUACCAGUUCCUUUGGUUUCAAGAAAGCUGGGGUUGGCUCUUCAACCAUAAUCUCUGCAAGUGGUGCAACCAUAACAAGUGGAUCGGCUACCUUGGGGAAGAUGCCCAAAUCUGUAGCUAUUGGUGGGAAGUCCAAUGCAGGGAGGAAAACCAGCCUAGAUGGCUCACAGAAUCAAGACGAUGGCGUGCUGCAUGUGAGCUCAAAGACCACCCUGCAGUACCGAAGUUUGCCACGCCCUUCGAAGUCAAGCACAAGUGGGAUUCCUGGCAGAGGCGGACACAGGUCAAGCACCAGCAGCAUUGACUCCAACGUCAGCAGCAAGUCUGCAGGGGCCGCCGCUACCAACAAACUGAGGGAACCUACGAAGAUUGGCUCAGGGCGCUCCAGUCCUGUUACCAUCAACCAGACAGACAAAGAGAAAGAAAAAGUGGCCGUUUCUGAUUCUGAGAGUGUGUCGCUGUCCAGCUCUCCAAAAUCAAGUCCAACCUCAGCCAGUGCCUGCGGAACACCAGGCCUCAGGCAGCCAGGUUCAAAAUAUCCAGACAUUGCCUCGCCCACAUUUAGAAGGUUGUUUGGUGCCAAAGCAAGUGGCAAAACUGCCCCUGCACCCAAUACAGAAGGUGCCAAAUCCACAUCUGCAAUGCCUAGCCCUAGUACCACGUUAGCUCGGCAAGGCAGCCUGGAAUCUCCAUCCUCAGGUACAGGUAGCAUGGGCAGUGCAGGUGGGCAGAGUGGCGGCAGUAGCCCUCUCUUCAGCAAACCCUCGGACUUGAAUGCAGAUGUUGUAAGUUUAAGUCACUCCUUGGCUUCUAGCCCGGCGUCAGCCCACUCUUUCACGUCAGGCGGUCUCGUGUGGGCUGCAAACCUGAGUAGUUCCUCUGCUGGCAGUAAGGACACACCAAGUUACCAGUCAAUGACUAGCCUCCACACAAGCUCUGAAUCUAUUGACCUCCCUCUCAGCCACCAUGGCUCCCUAUCUGGAUUGACCACAAGCACUCAAGAGGUUCAGAGCCUGCUCAUGAGAACUGGAAGUGUGAGAUCUACCCUUUCAGAAAGCAUGCAACUUGACAGAAAUACACUGCCCAAAAAGGGAUUAAGGUAUACGCCAUCCUCUCGGCAGGCCAGUCAGGAGGAAGGGAAAGAGUGGCUGCGUUCUCAUUCUACCGGAGGGCUGCAAGACACUGGAAGUCAGUCUCCUUUGGUAUCUCCUACAGCCAUGUCUUCAUCUGCAACUGGGAAAUACUUUUCAAACUUAGUGAGUCCAACAAACUUAUCCCAAUUCAAACUCCCUGGGCCCAGUAUGAUGCGGUCCAACAGCAUCCCUGCACAAGAUUCUUCUUUCGAUCUUUACGAUGAUUCCCAGUUGUGUGGCAGUGCCACCUCCUUGGAAGAUAGACCACGUGCAAUCAGUCAUUCUGGGUCAUUCAGAGACAGCAUGGAAGAAGUACACGGGUCUUCGUUAUCCCUAGUUUCCAGCACCUCUUCUCUCUACUCCACAGCUGAAGAAAAAGCACAUUCAGAGCAAAUUCAUAAACUACGAAGGGAGCUGGUUGCAUCGCAGGAAAAAGUGGCCACCCUGACAUCACAGCUGUCAGCUAAUGCCCAUCUCGUAGCAGCUUUUGAAAAGAGCUUAGGAAAUAUGACGGGCCGGCUGCAAAGCCUAACAAUGACAGCUGAACAAAAGGAAUCGGAACUUAUAGAACUACGAGAAACCAUUGAAAUGCUGAAAGCCCAGAACUCAGCUGCACAGGCUGCUAUUCAAGGAGCUUUGAAUGGCCCAGACCACACUCAUAAAGAUCUGCGAAUACGGCGGCAACAUUCCUCCGAAAGUGUUUCCAGCAUCAACAGUGGAACCAGCCAUUCAAGCAUGGGCAGUGGUAAUGAUGCUGAUUCAAAGAAAAAGAAAAAGAAAAACUGGGUGAACUCUAGAGGAAGUGAGCUAAGAAGUUCGUUCAAACAGGCCUUUGGGAAGAAGAAGUCCACAAAGCCUCCUUCCUCACAUUCUGAUAUAGAAGAAGUCACAGAUUCAUCUCUUCCAUCCUCACCCAAGUUACCCCACAGUUCCGGAGAUUGUGGGUCUACAUCAAUAAAGCCAUCCCAAUCGGCCUCCGCGAUCUGCGAAUGCACAGAGGCAGAGGCUGAAAUAAUUCUGCAGCUGAAAAAUGAGCUCAGGGAAAAAGAGCUCAAGUUAACAGACAUCCGUCUGGAGGCCCUCAGCUCAGCACACCAUCUUGACCAGAUUCGAGAAGCCAUGAACCGCAUGCAGAAUGAGAUUGAGAUAUUGAAAGCAGAAAAUGAUCGCUUGAAGGCAGAGACUGGAAACACUGCAAAGCCAGGCCGGCCAUGCUCAGAGUCCUCAAGCAGCACAUCGUCCUCCUCUUCACGACAAUCUUUAGGUCUCUCUCUGAAUAACUUGAACAUCACUGAUUCAGUGACAUCAGAUAUUUUACUUGAAGAUGUUACAGAUGGAAUUCUCCAUAAAGAAGGCCAGAACGUUAAAAUUAUAGUCACAAUAAACAAGGGCUAUGGUCGAUCCAAGGAGCAAAAACUGCAGGCAUAUUUGAUAGGAUCCAUUGGAGUCAGUGGUAAAACAAAAUGGGAUGUAUUAGAUGGUGUAAUCAGACGGCUCUUUAAGGAAUAUGUUUUCCGAGUGGAUCCAGCUACUAGCCUUGGUUUAGGUUCAGACUGUAUUGCUAGUUAUUGUAUAGGUGAUGUCAUUCGAUCCCAAAGCCAAGAAGUGCCUGAAUUGCUACCUUGUGGGUAUCUGGUUGGAGAUAAUAAUAUAAUCACUGUGAACCUUAAAGGAGUAGAAGAAAAUAGUUUGGACAGCUUUGUAUUUGAUACAUUAAUUCCUAAACCAAUUAGCCAACGGUACUUUAACUUACUGAUGGAGCACCACAGAAUUAUCCUGUCAGGACCUAGUGGCACUGGGAAGACCUAUUUAGCCAACAGGCUUGCGGAAUAUGUGAUAACGAAGUCUGGCAGGAAAAAAAUGGAAGAUGCCAUUGCUACUUUUAAUGUAGAUCACAAAUCAAGCAAGGAUGUCCAACAAUACCUUGCAAAUUUGGCUGAACAAUGCAGUGCUGAUAACAGUAGUGCUGACCUUCCUGUGGUAAUAAUUCUUGACAACCUCCAUCAUGUUGGUUCUUUGAGUGACAUCUUCAAUGGUUUCCUCAACUGUAAAUAUAACAAAUGUCCCUAUAUUAUUGGAACUAUGAACCAGGGAGUUUCAUCUUCACCUAACCUUGAACUGCAUCAAAACUUCAGGUGGGUGCUGUGUGCCAACCACAUGGAGCCUGUCAAAGGGUUCUUAUCCAGGUAUCUGAGAAGGAAACUGAUUGAGACAGAAAUAGAGAGGAGCGCACGCAAUAAUGACCUCAUCAAAAUAAUCGACUGGAUUCCGAAGACAUGGCAUCACCUGAACAGCUUCUUAGAAACGCACAGUUCUUCUGAUGUAACCAUCGGUCCUCGCCUUUUUCUGCCUUGCCCUAUAGAUGUUGAUGCUUCCAGAGUGUGGUUCACAGACCUCUGGAAUUAUUCCUUGGUACCAUAUAUUAUGGAAGCUGUGAGAGAAGGACUUCAGAUGUAUGGCAAACGGGCACCUUGGGAAGAUCCUUCAAAGUGGAUAGCAGAUACUUGUCCAUGGAGUUCACUGCAGCAUGAUUGGUCAUCAUUGCUUCAGUUGAGACCUGAAGAUGUUGGUUAUGAAGGUUAUGCAUCUGCCAAAGAAGGAACCACUUCAAAGCACAUUCCACAGACAGAUUCAGAAGGAGACCCUUUGAUGAACAUGCUAAUGAGGCUGAAAGAAGCAGCCAGCUACUCCAGCGCACAGAGCUGCGACAGCGAUACUGCUAGUCACCACGAUGAUAUACUGGACCCCUCGCUUGAGUCAACUCUCUAGAGAGGAACGGGCCUGGUUAUAUAGGAUGCUGGUUAAACUGUCCUGACUUGAACUGCUGCAGUGCCGAAGCAGCGCGUGCCAGGGUGGCCCGAGAGAGAGAGCGUGAGUGCUGUGUCAUAUAUAGGCGGUCGACUUAUCUCUAGAAAGUCAGGAAAGCAAAUCAAAAUGGAAAGCUUGAAUUAGUUUAUUUUCAAGAGAUUUCAGUAUCAGUGGAGCUGAGUGAGACUCCAUCAAUCAACUGGAAAGGGCCUUUUAAUGGGAGGGGGAGGGGGGACAACUAAGCAGAUUGCACAUGUGUUAGCCAAACUGGAAUCUCCUUGGGGUUGUUUCUUUCUGUCUUUCUUCCUGUCUCAAAAGUUUACAAUGCAAGUGUUUAGUUUUUUUUACACUUCAAUUUACUACGAUGUGCUGUGUUAGUGGUCUUCGCGAUCCUGGUCCUCUAACCUCUGCCGGUGCCCUGUGGCGCUCAUUACGAGACACAAUGGUAGUGUUUGAAUUGUACACUGCUGCCCAUUCCAAAAUGAGUUGGAGAAAGAAAAAGAAAAUACAGAAAGCAAACUCCAUAAAAGCACAAAACAGUUUUGUGCAAUUGCCAGGAAAACGCUACUGUGAUAUAUGCUGGAAAAGUGCCAAUUUGAUGCUAAGCUGCCAAGUUUGCAGUGAUGUGGUCCACCAAGGUUUCUGGGUUGUUGUUGUUUUCCUGUACAAAUCAUCUGUUUUAUAUACAACUUGUUUUUAGCCGCGAGGGUAUUUUUUAAACACCUGCCCACCUCUUAACAAGGUUUUUUUUUGUUUUUUUUACCAAUUCUUAUCUGACACUGAGUAAAGGCUUUCUUAGGGCUUCGUAUGUUUCGAGCCUUUUCAGUGGGGGUGGGGUGGGGAAGAGAACAUUUCCUAUGGUGCUGUCUCACUGCCUUAAAACCGAUUUCUAGAACAAUUUUACAGUUGGUUUAAUUUGUUAAACCAUUGAUUAUUUACACUGUUUUCUUUCUUCAUUUACUAACGAGAGAGAGCAUCAGUGAACACAGUAGCCUCAUCUCUGUAUAUCAUGUUUUUUAACGAAGUGGCUAGAAGAAUGAUCUAUUGAUAUAGAUAUAUAGAUAGAUUAUAUAUAUAUAUAUAUAUAGUAUUUUUUAUCUUGUGUGAAUACCAUAGAUUACCAUCUAAAAUAUUCAAGUGACCCAGAAGCCACUCUUAAUAAUAAACAAUUAUUAAUAGCAAAACCUGAGACAGUUGGCUUAAGUCCAUUUGGUUCUAUGAAAAAGAGCUUAAUAAAAAGAGAGGUGUUUUGGGGAAAAUCUUAUCCAGCAGAGCUGGGAGCACUUGGUGCAGCAUGAGCACAAAUAUUUCUUUAUUCUUUUCCCUUCCUCUUCCCCCCCCCCCCCCCGCCCUAGUUUGAAGCAUGCUGUUUUGAUUGCAAUUGUUGUACAUGAAGAAAUUCAGCAUUAUGACACAGUGAUUGUCCACUGUGGUUGAGAGAAAAGUUUAUACUGUAAAGGGGGAGGGGGGUUGGUUUUGCACAGUCUACUGGGAGGGUCUUGUAAUAUUAAAAAAAAGCCUUGCACAAAUGAAAGCAAACAACAGUGACAGCAACAACAAAAAUAAGAAACUGUAUUUUAUCUUGUUGGUGUUAAGAGAUGUUUCAUUUACUGAGAUUACCUGUAUGUUGCAAAAAAUAAAAUAAAAUAAAAUAAAAAUAUCCAGAGUCCAAACCAUACAAUCUGGAGGUUUUUAAUAUAUAUAUAUAUAUAUAUAUAUAUAUUUAAAAACAAUGGUGUGUUUGUCCUGUAUUUAGAAUUGUUAUGACUAUGCAGGAGCUAUCCAUGCUAGAGUGAGCAUGUUUCAAACUACAUUAUAAAAGCCAAUACAUCUUAGGCAAAUACAAAAAUGUUGUAUAUCCUGGCAGACUACACCAGUUUGAAUGAAAACUGAUUAGAGUAAUUGGAUAUGCCGAUUCAAAUAAACAAAAGUAAUACAAGGGCUAUGGCAUUGUGUAGACAUGCACUUGUAUACUUAGAGCCGCAGUCCUGAAAUUGCCAGCUCUGAGCACAUCACGUUCACUGCAAUAGGAUGCUAGUGGUUGCUUUCCAGAUCCAGCUAGCCAGUGAGUAUCUUCAGGACAUGUAACUGGUGCUACAAAUUCCUGUGGCCCAUCUACUUUAUAAAACAAAGUCAAGGAAAUCAAUGUAGUUUUCCUUGCUGCAGCACUGAAGCUACAGGUUCCCUGCAUGGUGCUAUUGCCCUAAUAAAUAAAACUCUGAUAUUAUGCACAAAGAAUGUAGUCUGAAAUCAGGCACCAAUCCUAGGAUUACUUUCUCAUAUUGUUAAAUGACAUGCCACUCUCUGGCAGAUGACUAAAACAACAACUGCUCUUUAUGAUAUAUGUGGUCUGAAACAACAUAUAAGCAAACCCAUGAAUUCCUGCCAUUUUGACGCGCGCACACACACACAAAAUACCUGUAUGUAUGUACCACAUAAUACAAAUUCCCCUGCAAUACAUCUCAAUGAGUCCACCUAGUUUACAACUUUAAAAUGUUUGUGAAACAUUUGUCUGUAUACAUUUUAUAUUUUGUACAUUUUUGAUGUAACAUAUCAUGUAAAUAGACAGAAACAGUGAGAUAAAUCAUCUGAAAAGUUUUGUAGUCUUUGUAAAGCCCUAAUAAUAAGUAUUUGGUGUCAUCAGACUUAACUGGAUGAUGUAUUUUCUAUUGAUUUGUUGUUCUUCUAGCUUGUAAACCAGCUUGCAUAUAUUUUUUGCAAGUGUGCACACUGUAUCUGUCUAAAUUAUUACUUUGCCAUUAAAGUGGAAUUAUUUAUUGACAGCUGAGUUUGAUGUCUUUUACACUUUGCGAUGUUACUUACAAUAAUAUAUGCAUUUUUGUUCACACUUCACACUAGUAGGUGCAUUUAUGUACACAUUUUUCUUAGUCUGACAACUGCACCACAAAAAUUAUGCAAAUGUGAAUUUCAAAGGAUCAGUUGUGUUUCAGUUCACAUAUUGUUUCAGUAAGAGUGAGUUAGGUAGGUUCACAUUAAAAUAUGAACCAAACCAAAUUGUUCCUACUAUUUGUACCUCCAUGAAGCAUUUGCACAUGUGGAAGACUCAAAUCUGUCACUAUGUAGGCCCUACAUAUUGUAUGAUACCUAACUGUAGGUAUCCAGAAAGCUCCUAACAGGUUAAGUGCUUCCACUUCACCAAAUUGUAGGCUGCUUUUGGUACCGUACUUAAAUUCAAAGACAGGGGCAAAAAGGCGGAACUGUUGCAUUAAGCAAAACAUAAAACCCUCAUGGGAAAAGUAAUGUUUGCUGAAAAAUAGGGAAUACUAACAUCUUGGGUGCGGUGGGGGAAGCAAGUCAGUAUUAAAGCAAAUGGAAAUGGCAUAAGCAGAAUGAAACACAUUUAUAUAAGCUUCUGUUUUUACAUAUGCUGUGAAACUCAUUCUAUUAAAAAAAGGUCAUUACUACAGUAUGGAUGUACUUACUCAAAUAAUUUCUAAAUGGUAGUAUUAUUCAGAAUGUGCUUGAUUGAAUCUCUUCACCUAAUUAUAGUUUACAGGGCAGAAUGGGAAAAACAUGCUCCUACCUCUGUAUUCAAUUAUCAAUUUAUUACAGACCUUAUUGUUUUUAAAGUGAGUUUCCAUACUAUUUU